This is a messenger RNA of Etheostoma spectabile (orangethroat darter), 4538 nucleotides long. RefSeq names its product fibrous sheath CABYR-binding protein. The coding region runs from base 281 to 1942 and encodes 553 amino acids. The transcript is spliced from 4 exons. Lineage: Eukaryota; Metazoa; Chordata; Actinopteri; Perciformes; Percidae. The record is from RefSeq and is a predicted model, not a curated record.
UGGACCUUUGAUCCAGGAUAAGGAACAGCUUGUGUAGUCUUGUAGAAGAAGUACACGUGAUCAUAUCUCACAGUAGGUUUCUCUGUUUAACCACCCAGCCCUCAAAGCCCCCUCCCAGUAUUUCCAUACGGUGUGUCACUUUACAACGUAUAUCCAUGCUGACACUUUAUUCUACACUGUGCUUCGCCCCUGUGGAAUAUUCCUUCACAGUGGGGGCACCGGUCUGACUACUGUGUUGGGUUAUUGGAAGUUGUUUGAGUCUAAUGAAAGGACGGACAUCAUGUUCAAAGCUUCCGCUGUGCUCCUGCUGACCCUGGUCCUCAAUGUUCAGCUAUGCUCAUCAGCACCGAUACCUGCCAAAGCUGCUCAGUCUUCUGGACCAGGACCAGAGAAACUUACACCAGUAACUGAAGAUCACAGUCACUUUGUAGAAGAAAAAGAACCAGUUGUGGAUACACUCAUUCCAGUUGUUGCAGGUGUAGCAGCUCCAUCUCCAAAGGAAUCACCUGCUGAAGAAGACAUUCCAGUUAUUGCAAAAGAACCAGAACCAAUUUUAAUCGGAGAUCAGGUCUCUGAUGACGCUGACAAAGCUUAUGAAUCUCAGGAAUCAGCCCCUCAGGAGCCUUUGGCUGCAGGCCCACAAGAAUCUUCAGAGGAGGGAACUAUCCAUGAAGAGGCUGCCUUUGCAGAGGCAUCUCCAGAAGAUACCACAGAAGAAGUUGCCAUGGCUUCUGCUGUUGAGAGUGAACAGCAUUAUGGGGAGGAUUCAGCUCCAGAAGUACUGCUUCCGGUCAUUCCUUUAGAAGCUUCAAAAGAUGAAGCUCCAGAAGAAAAUGCAGAAGCUGUAGAGGACGGAGAUCCAGGAGCACCAAUUCCCAUUCCUGCAAGAGCUUCAGAAGAUGAAGCUUCAGUUGAAAACGCAGCGGAACAAGCUGCAAAAGAACCUUUCCUUGUAGUCCCUGAUGACAAUACUGAAGUAAAAGUUGCUGGUCUUCCUGUGACACCAGCCAAAGAAAAAUCUGUUCUUGUCCCUGCAGAACUUGAGGAGUCAGCCCCAGAGGAACCCGCUAUUAUUGUUCCUGUGGAACCUGCUGAACAAGAGCUGGAUAAAGAGGAAACAGUCUCUAUCAUUUAUUCAGAAACAAAAGAAGAGGAAGCUCCAGAGGAAAAUGCAAAAGAAGAAGAAGCAGUUUCCCCGGUAGUCCUGGAAGAAUAUUCUGAAGUGGUCCCUGCCACAAACGAAGAACCUUCACCCAGUACAUUAAAAGAAGAGGAAUCUGUUGCCCUCUUUUCUGUAGAGUUUCACAGCAAAGAGGAAGGUCAAGUGGAACCUGUUGCAGAACAAACAGCACCACAAGAGUUAGCCCCAGAGGAACCUGCUGUUAUUGUUCCUGGUGAACUUGCUAAACAGGAGCUGGAACAAGAAGAAACUGUCUCUAUCAUGUAUUCAGAAACAAUAAAAGAGGAAGCUCCAGAGGAAAAAGCAAAAGAAGAAAAAGAAGAAGAAGAAGUUGCCCCAGUAGUCCUGGAAGAAAAUGCUAAAGUGGUCCCUGCUACAAAUGAAGAACCUCUUCCCAGUAGUACAUUAGAAGAAUCUAUUGCCCUGUUUCCUGUAGAGUUUGAGACUGAAGAGGAAGAUCAAGUGGAACCUGUUGCAGAACAAACAGCACCACAAGAGUCAGCCCCAGAAGAUCCAGUUGUCAUUGUUCCUCUAGAUCCUGCUGAAGAGGAGCCAGAGCUGGUAGUACAAGUUACAGAAGAAUCAAUCCCCAUAGCUUCCCCAGAAUCGCCAGAAGAAGAAGCUCCAGAGGAAGCUGCAGGAGUGCCUGUCCCAUUAGUCCCAGAAGAAAAUGCAGAAGAGGUCCCAGCUACCAAAGAAGAACUUUUCCCCAGUACAUUAAGAAGAAGAGGAAUCUGUUGCCCACUUUUCUGUAGAGUUUGACAGUGAAGAGGAAGGUCAAGUGGAACCUGUUGCAGAACAAACGGCAACACAAGAGUCAGCCCCAGAGGAACCUGCUGUUAUUGUUCCUGUGGAACCUGCUAAACAGGAGCUGGAACAAGAGGAACAAGAGGAACAAGAAGAAACUGUCUCUAUCAUGUCUUCAGAUGCAAAAAAAGAGGAAGUUCCAGAGGAAGUUGCCCUACUGGUCCUGGAAGAAAAUGCUGAAGUGGUCCCUGCUACAAACAAAGAUCCGUUUCCCAGUACAUUAGAAGAAGCUGUUGCUCUGUUUCCUCUAAAGCUUGAGACUGAAGAGGAAGGUCAAGUGGAACCUGUUGCAGAACAAACAGCCCCACAAGACUCGUCUCCAGAAAAUCCAGUUGUCGUUGUUCCUGCUGAAGAGGAGCCAGAGCUGGAAGUACAAGUUACAGAAGAAUCAAUCCGCAUAGCUUUCCCAGAAUCACCAGAAGAAGAAGCUCCAGAGGAAGCUGCCGGAGUGCCUGUACCAUUGGUCCCAGAAAGAAAUGCAGAAGAGGUCCCAGCUACCAACGAAGAACCUCUUGCUGGUGCAACAGAAUAAGAUAAAUCUGUUGUCCUUGAUACAGAAGAGAAAGUUCAAGUGGAACAGGCAGCAGAAGAAACAGAACCACCUACUGUCAGUGCUGUUGUGGAACCCACCAGUGAGGAACCAGCUCCAGAAGACCCACAUCUCAUCAUCCCCCUAGAGGAUCUAGAAGAGGAUGCUCCAGAUGACAACACAGAAAACGUUGUCCAAUCAGAUCCUCUCCUCACAGAAACCGCCCUGGAAGAGGACACAGCAGGUGACAGUGAUGCAGUGAUACUUGUCACAUGUGUCACUGAAACCUCAUCUGAGAAUGAUACCACAGAGACAGCACUGGAUCCAGGUGAGGAAGUAGCUGCAACCGAGGUUCCUGCUUCAACAGAGACCUUAACUGAAGCCCCUAUAGAACCUGUUACAGCUCCUCCUGCCCCAGCUGUCUCUAAGGCACACAUUGUUCUGGCUCCCCUAGAAGGUGGUGAUGGCACCAGCAUGCAGACUCGCAAUGAAGAUUUUGGAGCUCUAGCUACAUUGAUAGAAGAUGAACCUGUAGUUCUGGUGAACAGAGGGACAGUGCUCGGUGCAGCAUUCUUCACACUAAUGUCUUUUAUCGUUACCGGGUUUCUUGGGACGUCUAUAUACAAGAAACUUCGCUGAAUGCAAGACAGAUCAGUGGACAAAGAGGUGAUUGAUGAGCAACUGAAGCUGAACAAGUUUUUCUACAUUGGAUUUUUGCUUAGGAAAAGUCAAGAGAAGGAAAUUCUUCAAGAUUCGGAAAGCCAUAAAGCCACUAUGAUGACGGUAACCAGUGGUCGAAGUGGUUUUAAGAUCUUCAACUUAAGUAAAAGAAGCAAUACAAAAAUUCUACUAAACAAACAGUCCUAUUUAUAUUUUACUAAAGUAGAAUAUUAGUGAAAGUGGAAGAAGCAUCAUCAGCAAAAUGCAACUCAACAGAAGACAAGCCCCUGAGUCCUUAACGUGUACACAGCAUUUUCCUGUUGGUUGAAGAGCGAUCCUGUGGAGUUUUGUUAACAUUGAUUGUGUCUCAACCAAAUGCAUUAUGUGUACCCUUGGGGUCUAAUAUUGUAUUCCUAUUUUAAAUGUUGUUUACAUAUUUACAUGCUAGCAGUCAUCUUCUUCACAAACUUUUCUGCCACAUUUUUACUCUUCUUGUUACCACCACGUACUGUUGAAAAGCUUAAAACCUGUGGCAUGAAUGUUUAUUGUGUGUCCUCGUGCACAAUACAAACAAAGCGUGGAACAACUUGUAAAAACAUUGCUCCAUAGUGCUACUAGGGGUCAAAAGCUCCACAAGGCACCUUUAAUCUAUGCCAAUGGAUCACAUUUUACAGGCUGAUCAGCAGGUUUUGUAUAUGAAAUACUAUAGUAUGUAGUUUAUAUAUAUAUAUAUAUAUAUAUAUAUAUAUAUAUAUAUAUAUAUAUAUAUAUAUAUAUAUAUAUAGUAUAUAGUAUAUAUAGUAACUAUAGUCCAAGUGUCAAAUAAACGCAGUGGAGUAAAACAUACAGCAUUAUCCAAAAACAGUGUGGCUUAAUGGAAAUACUCAAGUAGAGUUUAAGUAUCUAUAUAUUUUCCACCUCUGAUCUUAAAACUGUGUCUUGAAAACUUGAAUUUGAUCAUGUUUUGAUUUUAAAAUGUACGGAUGAUGAAAACUUUGAUGCACUUUUAACUUUACUUACUUGCUUUUUUGAUUGUGGAUCAUUAAAGAAAAGGUCAACGCAGGUAUAGUCAAUAUUUAUUCUUUUUGCAGUUGUUUCAUCAAAUGUUGUCCACCCUUUAAUCACAAAAUGUUUUUUAUGUACAAUCUGUACAUUUCCAUUGGCCCCAUGGCGCAUACAGUACAGUUCAUGAGACCAAGUGGGCCUAUCACCUUUCCUGUUCUGUCAUGCAGCAUGAGAUGCAGAGCUCUCCUAUCAAUCACACUUUGGCAUGCUGCAGUGCCAGCUAUAUACCCACCGCUCAUCCAUUACAGAGUAAAUAUUUUUAGGAUGGUGAGGGGGACAUGGUGUUCAAGUGAAAGC